GCAUUUGUGUAAAAAACUUGUUCAGAACUCCACUUCACAUACCCAUUUCUGGUUGGAUUAUCAUAAAAGUACGUUCUUAAGCAGCAUUAAGGUAAGAUGGAUCCACUUCAACACAUUUUGAUCUGUCAGUAUCCAUUUGAAUUGUUCGUCUAUCUUGUUUAGUUAUUUGUUAAUAAUAUAUUGAAAAAGAGGUAAAUUCAUGCGUACAGAGGAGUUUUACCACCUUUAAGAGGGAAAUAAAUGUACUGUGCUAUGUUGUGUUUAAUGUAUGCUUGCUUUACACAUGUAUAUAACAGUGAUGUUUACAAAGAUAUAGGCUUUACAUAUUUAGGAUCCAAUGCCUAUAAACUGCAUUUUGUUUCAGCAGAUGGCCUUAUUCCAUGUUGUUGAGUUUUUGGAAGAAGCACAAGCAGGUUUAAAGGGGCCAGUAGCAGUAAUUCCCGACAGCUGGCUGCUACCAUAUACAGAUCCCAGUGGUAACAGGUUUUGCAACUGGCCACCAAAAUCUGUUAAAGCAGAUGCAAACUUCAUUAUUAAAGCUAAAAAGCCAGAUUCCUUAUGGCCAUUGUAUCGAAUUCGCCUGCACAAGUCAUUAAGUAACUACCAAGCAGCUAGCCAAAUCUGCGAGAGACUGAAAGACAUGUCGGAGGUGGAGAGUGAUGACACAAAUGCUCCCACUCAAACAAAAAGGCCAAGGAUAACUCCGAUUAGAUUUCGGUCUGUUUUCAUUUUCUCUACUUAAUUUUAGGGAUUUUUUGGAUAUCCUGUAAGGACACAAAGCUGUGUC
Molecule: messenger RNA, 787 nt
Organism: Pomacea canaliculata
Lineage: Eukaryota; Metazoa; Mollusca; Gastropoda; Architaenioglossa; Ampullariidae
Exons: 2
Coding region: 338-742 (134 amino acids)
Source: RefSeq, a predicted model, not a curated record